UCAUCUGUCGUGGAAUGCAGCAGCCUUCUAGUCCACUUUCAUUAUAAAUAAUCUGAAGAUGCCUAAUUUCUGUCAAAACAGUUUAUGCAGAAGAAAUUCAGUCAAACUCCGAAAGCCCUUCCUUUUAUCGACAACGCUUGAAACGUACCACAACUUUUGUCAUUCCUGAGCAUGGAGGAGAAAUGGCUAAUCCUGCCGGGUCUGCGCCAGUUGUAUUGGAUCUCUAUAGGUGAAAUAUUGCUGGGCUUGAUGACAAUUGCUGCGGUUACCUGGAAUUUAAUCGGAAUUUCCAAUCACGCUAGCCUCAUGGCGCUGCUUCUAAUCGAAUUAAACGAAAUGUUUGUCCUACUCAGCACCGGAAUCCUUGGACAGGUCGUGGUAAAGCGAUCGCGCGCGGGAUCAGUCCGUGCCACCAUGUUCCUUUGGACGGCCUUAUUAAACGUCGUCAUGCUAGUGAUAUCCAGCAAAGAUGUGUUGGCGAUCAUAGCAGAUGUAACCGUUAGUAUCCACGGAGGAGAAAUGCGAUGGUAUUCUGGUUGGAAUCUUUGGAUGUACCUUGUAUUUCCGGUUACGACUGGCCUUCUGAUUCUGGGAUUCGCGUAUCGUGCUGUGAGGAUUUCUUUACGCUGCCACGCCUCAGUGUACAAGGACGAUAUUUUAGUUCACUAUCGUCUGGUCGACAAUGCAGAGCAGCCCUACCAGCGUUCUUUGGCAGCGUAUGAAACGGUCACCGAAAACAGUAAUCGGCAGUCGCUCAUAGCCAGUUCACCCUAUGUCUACGAAGACUAAAAUCUAAAACCAAGAGAUCUUCGAAAUUUCCACGUAAUCCUUAAUUGACUGAUCAUCUAAUCAGAAACUCCACCUGUUACGUUUGACCUGCUUCGAAUUCGGAUAGCAGGCUUCAAUAAUACUGUAUUAGAAUUUUUGCGUUUUUGCUGCCGUUGACCGACGCUAAGAUUUGAAGUUUUUACCGGAAGUAAGAAAUAUCUUUCCAUGUGUAAAAACUGUCGUAUAUAUCGAUUAAACUUACUAAAUUUUUGGGUUCUUAGGUCACUAAAUUUUCGAAAGGCCUCCGAGAGGAGUGCAUAAAACUUGUGCAAAUAAAGAAAGAAACGGAAUAUUUGUUUUACG
Molecule: messenger RNA, 1131 nt
Organism: Paramacrobiotus metropolitanus
Lineage: Eukaryota; Metazoa; Tardigrada; Eutardigrada; Parachela; Macrobiotidae
Exons: 2
Coding region: 172-789 (205 amino acids)
Source: RefSeq, a predicted model, not a curated record